ACACUGUGAAUCAAGAUGGCGGCAUUCAACGCUGAGCGGUGGCUGGACGGAUUACCAAAUCACGCCAUUUUCAAAAUACGAGAUAGGUUGGAUUUGGAGCCGAGCGCGAACGAGAGAGGGGUCGCCAAGAAUCUCACCUUCUGUUUGGGCGGCGACUUCUUCGUGUGGGACGACGCAGACCGCGUGUUUUACACCACUAACCUGCGACAGCUGAACUCGGACGAGAGUCGCGGCAGCGGGAGCUCGCAGACGUUGCUGUGCACCAACCCGCCUCUCUUCGAGGUGUGCCAGGUGCUGCUCAGUCCGACGCAGCACCACGUCGCGCUCGUCGGGCUGCGGGGUGUCUCGGUGCUGGAGCUUCCUCAGCGGUGGGGCAAGAGGUCCGAGUUCGAGGGCGGGAGGAGCGACAUCAACUGCAAGACGAUCCCGGUGGCGGAGCGCUUCUUCACCAGCUCUCCGUCGGUGACUCUGCGCCAGGCGGCUUGGUACCCCAGCGAGACCGACGAGCCCCAUCUGGUGCUGCUCACGUCCGAUAACACCAUCAGGUUUUACGGCUUGAAGUCGCCCCAGACGCUGGCCAAAGUCCUGCCGGUGUCUCAGUCGGACGAUGACAGCAGCGUCCAUCCUCCGGCCCGGUCCUACGCAGCAUCCCUCGGAGAGAUCGCAGUGGCGUUUGACUUCGGGGCGAUUACGUGCCCACCUCGGCAGCUGGCUGCACGGUACCCCAAAGAUCAGCUGGUGUACCCUCUGUACAUCCUCUACGAAAACGGGGAGACCUACUUGAGCUACACGAGCCAGGCAAACGGCGUGAGUCUCAGUAAACCCGUCGGACCCCUCCCCAUGUAUCCUGCAGCCGAGGACAACUACGGCUACGAUGCUUGUGCCAUCCUCUGCCUGCCCUGUGUGCCCACCAUCCUGGUCAUCGCCACGGAGACAGGCACGCUGUACCACUGUGUGGUGCUGGACUCUGAGGAAGAGGAGGAGACGGGAGCGGUGGAGAAGUGGAUCCGAGGCACAGAUGCAGUGCCGGCUCUCUACGUGUUUGAGUGUGUCGAGCUGGAGCUAACCCUCAAAGUGGCCACGGGAGAGGACGAGGAGCCUCAAGAGUUCGACUUCACCUGCCCGAUCCGACUGCACAGAGACCCCCUGUGCCAGCAGAGGUAUCACUGCACCCACGAAGCGGGAGUGCACAGCGUGGGGUUGAUCUGGGUCAACAAGCUGCAGAAGUUCCUCCAGUCGGAUGAGGAGGACAAGGACAGUCUCCAGGAGCUGGCCGCGGAGAAGCGAUGCAUUGUGGAGCACAUUCUUUGUACCAGGCCGCUCCUCACCAAUCAGUCGGCUCCAGUUCGUGGCUUUUUGAUCGUGUCUGACCUUGCCUUGGGCGCCACCAUGAUCUGCAUCACCAGCGCCUACGAGUGCAUCCUGUUGCCCCUGUUGAGCUCCAUUCGCCCGCCCUCCCCUCCCCUGCUUUGUUCCCAUCCAGGUCCGGGCUCCGGUAGCUCCCCUCUACGCGGGCUCGCCGACGACUCCUUCGAACAGCACAUCCGCAACAUCCUGGCGCGCAACUCCACCAAUCCCAUACUGAAGGCCGGCAACAAGGACACGUCGCCGCCGCCUCCAGAGUGUCUGCAGCUGCUCAGCAGAGCCACGCAGGUCUUCAGGGAGGAGUACAUUCUCAAGCAGGACAUGGCCCGGGAGGAGAUGCAGAGACGGGUCAAACUCCUGACGGGUCAGAAGAACAAGCAGCUGGAAGAGAUGUCUCUGUGUCGGGAGGAGAGGAUGAGUCUGAGAGAGGCGGCGGAGAGGUUGGCCGAUAAGUACGAAGACGCAAAGUAUCGCCAGGAAACCAUCAUGAACCGGGUUAAAAAGGUACUGGGCAGCCUGCAGAGCCGACUACCCAUACUGUCAAACAGUGAGAAGGAUAUGAAGAAAGAGCUGCAGACCAUCAGCGAUCAACUCAAACACCUGGAGAACUGCAUCAAACAGGUGAACAUGAAGAUGGAGUACCAGAAGAAACAAGUGGACAAGGAGGUGCCUGCAGCCAGGACGACGGUCUCACUCAACGCCCAUCAGAAGAAGGUUGUUCAGGAUGUCCUCCGAGAACAGGGACAGCAGAUUGGUGACAUGAUGAAACAGAUCAAAGACAUCAAAAAUCAUUUCAGCUUCUAAGUAAAAAAAAAUAAAAUGUGUAUCGCAAACAAACAGGGAAAUAAUUCAAAUGCUCUCUUUUGAAAACAAAUCUGCCUUUUUUUUGUGACGUUUGGGAGGAAAUGCUUUAGUCAGAAGUUAAUAUGCCGUGUGUGGAAAUAUAUGCAUUUGAAUUGAAAGAUAUUUUAUAUACACUGAUUAUAACUUACUACAUGUUGUUUGUCUCUUAAUCGGGGAUACAAUAGUUUUGCCUUCGUGUCCUGGAUAACAUUUGGCAUAUUUUUUACGUGAGUUGUUUCUAAAUGUUUACGGUUUUGAGUCCAUGUAUGGGCAGGUAAAAUAUUUGGAUCGUAUAUUUUCAACAUGGUUGGCUCACUGUUUGGAUUAAUAAUAAAAUGUAAAGCUCUCUGUAA
Molecule: messenger RNA, 2561 nt
Organism: Dicentrarchus labrax (European seabass)
Lineage: Eukaryota; Metazoa; Chordata; Actinopteri; Moronidae
Gene: nup88
Product: nucleoporin 88
Biological process (GO): mRNA export from nucleus; ribosomal small subunit export from nucleus; ribosomal large subunit export from nucleus
Cellular component (GO): nuclear pore
Molecular function (GO): structural constituent of nuclear pore
Source: RefSeq, a predicted model, not a curated record